CCGUUUUUCAGUGAGUCAGAAAGGAAGAAGAGAAGCUUUAAUAAAUUCAGAAUAAGCGUCGUGGACGUGAAUUAUGACUCUGACGGUUGUCGCUGCGCAAACAUGCAAUGGAGGUCAAUAGUAGUGGGUCUUGUUGUGCUUCGGUUGGCCCUAAACUGCGUCCUGUGGUUGGCGUUUGGACUGACCCCCAGCUGGGGCUUCGAGUUGCCGCUGCAGUUCAGCUUCAACCUGAACAAACUUGUGGAGCAGCAGCGGCCAGAUGCCGAGCAGCGGGGCAGCAGCUGGUCACAGCGGGUGUACGAGGACUACCGUGAGGGAACCAGCCACAAAAUCAACGAGAAUACGCCCAAGAAGUCCUACCUCAGCUUCUUUAAGGCUAGCCGAGAUGAGAACUAUAGGAAGUAUGGGUCGUUUCCCGAUUCUCUCAAAAUAAAAAUGAAACAAAUGGCCAGGGACAUGUUCUACUUCGGUUAUGACAACUAUAUGAAAUAUGCCUUUCCUGAAGAUGAACUUAACCCCAUUGAUUGUGAAGGAAGAGGACCAGACGUACUCAACCCGUCAAACAUCAACAUCAAUGAUGUGCUUGGAAACUACUCCCUGACGCUAAUUGACACACUUGAUACUCUUCUGGUGCUUGGGAACGUGUCUGAAUUCCACCGGGCUGUUAGGCUGGUGAUCGACACUGUCUCCUUUGACAAGGAUUCCACCGUGCAAGUGUUCGAGGCCAACAUCAGGAUCCUGGGCAGUUUAAUCUCAGCCCAUAUUCUUCUGACUGAUCCUCGGCACCCAUUCGGGGAUGUUGGGCUGGAAGAUUAUGAUAAUGAGCUGCUGCAUCUGGCCCAUGAUCUUGCUGUUCGGCUGCUACCUGCCUUCGAAAACACCAGCACUGGCAUCCCCUACCCGAGGGUAAAUCUAAAGAGCGGCGUUCCUCCUAACAGUAUAAACGAGACGUGCACAGCGGGCGCAGGCUCGCUGUUGGUGGAGUUUGGCAUCCUGAGCCGUCUCCUCGGCGACUCCACGUUUGAGUGGGUGGCGAGAAGGGCUGUCCGAGCUCUCUGGAACCUGAGGAGCAACCAGACGGGGCUGCUGGGGAAUGUAGUAAACAUCCAGACAGGUCAGUGGGUGGGGAUGCAGAGCGGCCUUGGUGCAGGCAUGGACUCUUUCUAUGAGUACCUGCUCAAGUCGUACAUCCUGUUUGGAGAAAAAGAGGACUACAGGAUGUUUAUGUCUGCUUAUGAGAGCAUUCAGAGCCACUUGAGGCGAGGGAGAGAGGCAUGUAAUGAAGGAGAAGGUGAUCCUCCCCUCUAUGUAAAUGUGAAUAUGUUUAAUGGCCAGAUCAUGAACACAUGGAUUGACUCUCUUCAGGCUUUCUUUCCUGGACUGCAGGUUUUAAUUGGAGAUGUGGAGAACGCUAUUUGCCUGCAUGCCUUCUACUAUGCAAUCUGGAGGCGCUUUGGGGCACUGCCAGAAAGGUACAACUGGCAGCUUCAAGCCCCGGAUGUACUCUUUUAUCCAUUAAGACCUGAGUUAGUCGAGUCAACAUACCUGCUCUAUCAGGCCACCAAGAAUCCCUUCUAUCUACAUGUUGGCAUGGACAUCCUUCAGAGCCUUGAAAAUAAUACCAAAGUCAAAUGUGGCUAUGCCACCCUCCAUCAUGUGGUAGACAAAUCCAAGGAGGACCGCAUGGAGAGUUUUUUCCUGAGUGAGACAUGCAAAUACCUGUACCUGCUCUUUGAUGAAGACAACCCACUGCACAAGUCUGGGAACAGAUUCCUCUUUACUACAGAAGGGCAUGUAGUGCCUAUAGACCCGCGCUUUCGACAGAGAAGCUGGGAAGAGCAAUUCCCAUGUGAUGAGCCCACCAAGGAACCCCCAGCCAAUAUCACCAAUUGUGACCGGAUCCCAGAGGAGCGUCGCUAUGGUCUUCCAUUGAAGAGUGUGUACAUGAGACAGCUCGACCACAUGGUUGGCCUUUUAUGACCUCAAUGCUGCCUCUGGGAGUUUAAAAAAACUUAACAAUUAACUCCUGGAGGGGUUCAGCAGUGUGGUUUUCCACACUCACAACCUUUGGUUGCACACAGAAUUGUAUUUUAAGGAGAAGCUCAUAGGACAAAAGUAGUGUUCGGUUUUGUUAAACAAUAAUGUUGCUGCAUUAGGCCAAGUUUUUAUUACUAGCAGUUCAGGGAGAGUGACAAAUCAGUAGUUAACCCCAUAAUGCCUGGAAUUUAGUUUGAGCAUUUUAUCACUAGUUUAACACUUGGUUUAAUGUCGCCACUUUUUAAUAAAUGAAUGGUAUACAUUGGGUUCCAUGUUAGAUGUGGCAGAUUUUUGUAGUACAUAGUGGUGAUGUAAACUUGGCAUGUGUCAGACACAUAAGGGGGCAGGCUAAACACAAACAACUUUUAUAGGAUUUAGGCGGCUUUUCAGAAAAGCAUUUUGCUGACCAGACAUUUCUAAUUUCUAUAAUUUUAUGGCCCUACAUGAGUUCUGUAAUGCUUGCCAUUAGGUUUUGCUUUGACCCCAAAGAAUUGAGGACCUUGUUAAUGUUCGCUCCCUAUUUUGUUUUCCAUUCUGUGGCCAGUGUGUUAAAGAUAUUGAAAUUUAGAAGAGCUCUCUGGGCCACACAUUCUUCCACCACUAGACAUUCCCUUUCAUGACAGCCUUAUUAGUGUGGCUGAAUCAGUGACAUAAUUUACCCAGUUGCUUUCAUUCUUUUGGGCUCAUAUACUUUAUGUAUUUUUCAGCUAUUUUAAAUUAUCACCACACAACUGCACUAAUCAAAAGUGGGUACAUAUAACACUUUGCCAUAAACUCAUUGCGUCAUGACAAAGCAAAUACAAAGUGAGCUAUUGUGUCCCUAAAUAGUAUUCAUUAGUGUUCUACCAAUAGCAACAGUACUAUUUUAAACUUAGUUACAGUAUAACAAAUAGUAUGUGGUUUAAGAAGCAGCUCUUCAGCUCACUAGCGGCAGUAGCCUCAACGCCCCUGACUCUGUAUGUAACGUUUGGAUAUUAUACCCAAAUGUCUUAUGCUAAGUGUUACAUGCUCCCUGGUAAUGUAUUCCUGAUGACAUUCAGUCCUUGAUUUAGUUUUUUUCAAUUUUUUAAGUAUUAUGUUGCAUGAGUAUUUAUUUUUAUGAUACCAUAGGAUUUUGUCACAGAAAUAAAAAAAACUGAUUUAUAAAUCA
Messenger RNA from Trichomycterus rosablanca, 3187 nucleotides. It is a transcript of the gene edem1, whose product is annotated as ER degradation enhancer, mannosidase alpha-like 1. Lineage: Eukaryota; Metazoa; Chordata; Actinopteri; Siluriformes; Trichomycteridae. Gene Ontology annotation, cellular component: endoplasmic reticulum; membrane. Gene Ontology annotation, molecular function: calcium ion binding; mannosyl-oligosaccharide 1,2-alpha-mannosidase activity. Bases 103 to 1980 code for a protein of 625 amino acids. The transcript has 12 exons. The record is from RefSeq and is a predicted model, not a curated record. Gene Ontology annotation, biological process: mannose trimming involved in glycoprotein ERAD pathway; carbohydrate metabolic process; endoplasmic reticulum mannose trimming.